Molecule: messenger RNA, 2339 nt
Organism: Scomber japonicus (chub mackerel)
Lineage: Eukaryota; Metazoa; Chordata; Actinopteri; Scombriformes; Scombridae
Product: von Willebrand factor A domain-containing protein 5A-like
Exons: 19
Coding region: 31-2316 (761 amino acids)
Source: RefSeq, a predicted model, not a curated record
UCAGACAUAUUUAUCGUCAAAGGUACAAAGAUGAACUGCUGUGGUCUGCUGACAGUCCAGAAGGAACCAGUUCCUCUGAAGAGCAUUGAAGUGGAGCUGGAGGUGAGGGACCAUGUGGCUACAGUGGUCUCCACUCUGCUCUACCAGAACAAGGAGGACAAACCACUAGAGGCUGUUUUUGUCUUCCCUCUGCCUGGAGAUGCUGCUGUCUGUCAUUUCAGUGCUAAGAUUGGACAGAGACAGAUUGUAGCUGAGGUGAAGGAGAAACAGCAGGCUCGCGAGGAGUAUGAUGAUGCAUUGAGCUCCGGUCAGCAGGCCUUCCUAUUGGAGGAGAGUGAUCAGAGCCCAGAUAUAUUCUCUCUGAGUGUGGGCAGUCUGCCUCCAGGAGAGAGCGCCUCCAUCAGGCUGGAGUACGUCACUGAGCUGGCUGUGCAGGCUGAUGACGGGCUGAGGUUUUGUCUGCCUGCUGUGCUCAACCCUCGCUACCAACCUCAGGGAAGUGAAGGUGGCAGCGUCCAGGUGACGUCUGUUCCAGCCUCUCUGGUGCCCUACAGUCUGUCUUUCUCUGCCCGGGUGUCCUCUCCUCGUCCAGUCUCUAAAGUAGAGUCCAGCUGUUCCCUGGACCCUCUCCAGUACCUCAACACAGAGCAAACCCAGGCUACGGUCAAGUUGGCUGCAGGACACAAGUUUGACAGGGAUGUUGAACUGUUGAUUUAUUACAAAGAUGCCCACCAACCCAAUGCUGUGGUGGAGGCAGGACAGACCUCUGCCAAGCCUGGCACUCUGAUGGGUGAUCCAGUGGUGAUGCUGAGCCUGUACCCUGAGUUCCCCCAGGCUGUGAUGUCUUCAGUGGCUUCAUGUGGAGAGUUUGUGUUCUUAAUCGAUCGAUCAGGAAGUAUGGAUUGUCCAAUGGAUAACAGAAACCGACAACAGACUCGCAUUGGCAGUGCCAGGGAUACUCUACUGCUCCUGCUGAAGAGUUUACCAAUGGGCUGCUACUUCAACAUCUACAGUUUUGGGUCCAGAUAUGAGCACAUCUUUCCUAAGAGUGUGGAGUACAGUGAGAAGACAAUGGAAGAGGCUCUGAAGAAAGUUGAGAACAUGGAUGCUGAUCUGGGAGGAACAGAGAUCCUGCAGCCCCUAAAACACAUUUACAGUCAGCCCUGCAUUCCCAGUCAACCAAGACAACUGUUUGUCUUUACUGAUGGAGAGGUGGGGAACACCAAAGAAGUUAUAAAUCUGGUGAGGAAGAACUCAGGCUACCACAGGUGUUUCUCUUUUGGGAUCGGGGAAGGGGCCAGCUCUGCUCUUAUCAAUGGUUUGGCCAAAGAAGGAGGAGGUCACGCUCAGUUCAUCACAGGAACUGACAGGAUGCAACCAAAAGUGAUGCAGUCGCUGCGAUUUGGUCUACAGCCAACUGUGGUGGACAUCUCAGUCACAUGGGAUUUACCAAAGGGAGUGUCUGUCACUGUCCUCUCUCCACCAAUCACAACAAUUUUCCAGGGUCAAAGGUCACUGAUUUAUGCUCAGCUCACUGGACAGAGUCCAGAGGCAGCAGAGGGCUGUGUGACGGUGAAGUACAGCCUGGCAGGUCAUCCAUCCCACAACCAGCUCCACUUCAGUCUCAAACCUGCAGACGACACUGGACUAACAGUCCAUAGGUUGGCUGCUCGGACUCUGAUUCGCUCCCUGGAGAUGGAGGAGAGAGAGCACAGAGGACAGCAAGAUGGAGGAGAGAAGAAGAAGGUGGUGGAGCUCAGUGUCCAAUCAGGAGUGAGCAGUUCCUUCACCGCCUUCAUUGCUGUCAAUAAAGAUGAUGGCGAGGCCAUUCAAGGGCCUCUGUUGCGCAGAAAUGUCCCAGCACCCAGUUUGUCAGCCCCCCGAGGUCUGGCUGGUGCUGCAUCCAUGAUGAAAUGUGGGAGGCCCCCCCGAGGUUGGGCUGUUGAUGCUGCAUCCACAAGGAAUUCUUGCUCAGUCAGUCAGCCUCACAGAGAUCCUUUGCUGCAGUUGGUGUCCCUCCAGAAGGCGUCUGGCUGUUGGGAGAUCCACCCAGCUUUGGCUGCUUUGCUGGGAAAGACCAGCGAGGAGGUGGAAAUGUCAAAGCCUGAAUCGGUGAAAGAGGAAGUGUGGGCCACCAUUCUGGCUCUGAUCUGGCUUCAUGGUUUCAAGUUGGAUGUUCAGGAUGAGUGGCAGCUUCUGGCUAUGAAGGCUGCGUCAUGGAUCCGUGCUCAGAAAGAACCAUGUGUGACAGAGUGUGUGGAAGCUGGAAAUGCACUGUUGGGAUGUGAGGUGCAGAAAGAUUCCCUGGGGAUUUAAGGAUUUAUUUAUUCUGGCUUCUC